Molecule: messenger RNA, 5335 nt
Organism: Hemicordylus capensis (graceful crag lizard)
Lineage: Eukaryota; Metazoa; Chordata; Lepidosauria; Squamata; Cordylidae
Gene: SREBF1
Product: sterol regulatory element binding transcription factor 1
Exons: 19
Coding region: 283-3582 (1099 amino acids)
Biological process (GO): regulation of transcription by RNA polymerase II
Cellular component (GO): nucleus
Molecular function (GO): protein dimerization activity; RNA polymerase II cis-regulatory region sequence-specific DNA binding; DNA-binding transcription factor activity, RNA polymerase II-specific
Source: RefSeq, a predicted model, not a curated record
CCCCUCCGCCCGCCCCCUUGUUGAUCCAGCCAUGGCAGCCGAGCCCGGGGGCAGCGCACAGCUAGGAGCUACCAGCCCGUAAAGGUCCGGCUGCUGGAGGGAUCGACCUUGCACGGGCUCCCUGGCUGCUUAGGAAAAGGGACUCCCGCUUCCCAGCCUGUCCCCCGGCGAGAGGGGCUCUUUCUCUCCCCCCAGGAACGCCGGCUUUUUAAACACCUCAGUGAGGAGGGUCGUAUUUCUCCAGGUCAGGGGCGAGGGGCUCCUCGCGGAGGGCUGGCCAAGAUGAACAGCCUCCCCUUCGAAGAGGCUUCCCUGGAGAGCCUGGACCCUUCACUGAUGCUCCAGGAAUCCAGUGAAAUUGACACAGCCUUCCUCAGUGACAUCGAUGACAUGCUACAGCUGAUCGACACAGACCAGAACGAUUUUCCCGGAUUGUUCGAUGCGCCGUUCAGCACGAAUGCCGCCCCACACCCCAACCCACACGGGCCCAGCCUUUUUAGCAGCUAUUUGGUGGACAAUGACCUGUCCUCCAGCCUCUUCCAGCUCCCAGCCCCGGCUCCGCCAAACUUCCCGCCUCCGCCGACAGCCAGCCCAAACACCCAGACGUCUCCCAUGGACAUCAAGGAAGAGCCCCUGUCCGCCACGGUCAAGCAGCUGCAAGCCCAGCUCCCGCCCGGAGGGACGAGCCAGAGUUUCCUUCCUCCACCCCAGCCCCAGUUCUCGGCACAGCCGUUGAUGGGCUUCUGCACCCAGAACAGUAUUCCUGCUCCUCAGCCUUCUCCGAUGGUCCCUGUCACAUCUCAGCAGACCCAAACACUGACGGUGCAGGCAUCAGUCCAGAGCAUCGCCCCACAGCCGCUCUUGGCCCCCAGUACCUCCCAAGUCAUCCAACCCCAAAUACAACAAGUGCCGGUUCUUCUGCAGCCUCACUUCAUCAAGGCCGAUUCUUUGCUCCUGACAGCCGUGAAGGCAGAUGGGUCUGUAGCCAAGACGUCCGGCAUCACCUCUCUGACCACCACCACGGCUAUCCAAUCCACGCCGCUGCAGAUGCCGGCGUUGGUGAGUGGAGGUACAAUCCUGGCUACAGUGCCAAUAAUGAUGGAUACUGACAAGCUGCCCAUUAACCGCCUGAAUGCUGGGAAGCCGCUGGCCAGCCACGGCAAAGGAGAGAAGCGCACGGCACACAACGCCAUCGAGAAACGCUAUCGCUCUUCCAUCAACGACAAGAUCAACGAGCUCAAAGACUUGGUGGUGGGGUCAGAAGCCAAGCUGAACAAAUCGGCCAUUUUGCGGAAGGCGAUUGACUACAUUCGGUUCCUGAAACAGACCAACCAGAAGUUGAAGGCAGAGAACUUGGCUUUCAAAAUGGCUUCCCAGAAGCACAAGUCCCUCAAGGAGCUGGUAGCCACGUCUGGUGGGAACAUGGAGGACUCGGCAGAAGGGGUCAAGCUGAUGGACGCCCUGACGCCGCCCCCCUCGGACGCCGGCUCCCCCUCGCACAGCAGUCCCCUCUCGCUCAGCGGUGCCAGUGGAAGCGACUCGGAGCCUGACAGCCCAUUCUGCGAGGAGGCUAAGGUGAAGCCAGAGCGUCCAACUCUCUCUCCAGGCAGCCUGGGGAUGCUGGACCGAUCCCGCAUGGCGCUGUGUGCAUUUGUCUUCCUCUGCCUCUCUUUCAACCCUCUGUCCUCCCUGCUGGGGGGCUCCAUUUCUGCAAGCUCCUCGGAGAUUGCUGGUCCUAGCAUCCAUGGGCGCAACAUCAAGGCCGAAGACGAGCCUAGAGUUGCUCCUGUGGCUUGGUCCCAAUGGCUUCUCCCCACUCUGAUCUUCUGGCUAAUCAACAUGACGGUGGUUUUGGGCACCUUCAUCCGGCUUUUCAUUUACGGAGAGCCCAUCACACGGCCUCACUCGGAGUCCGCCGUAACCUUCUGGAGGCACCGCAAGCAGGCAGACCUCGACCUGGCACGGGGGGAUUUUGCUCAGGCCUCUCAGAACUUGUGGACAGCACUCAAAGCCCUGGGGCGCCCACUCCCCACUUCCAACCUGGACCUGACCUGUAGUCUUCUGUGGAACCUGAUCCGGCAUGUGCUGCAGCGACUGUGGGUGGGGCGCUGGCUGGCGGGGCGCGCGGGCGGCUUCUUCCGUGACCGGGAGCUCAAGGCCGACGUGCGCAAGAGUGCCGGUGAUGCGGCUCUGGUCUACCACCAGCUGCAUCAGCUGCACAUGACAGGGAAGCAUGUGGCAGGUCACCUGUCAGCUAUCAACAUGGCACUGAGCGCCGUGAACCUGGCCGAGUGUGCAGGCGACACCAUCUCCCUGGAGACCUUGGCGGAAGUGUAUGUGGCGGCAGCGCUCCGCGUGAAGACCAGCCUGCACCGCUGCUUCCACUUCCUGGCGCGUUUCUUCCUCAGCAGCGCCCGGCAGGUGCUGCUGUCCCACAGCGGAACCGUCCCGCCCGCCCUCCAGUGGUUGUGCCACCCCGUGGGCCACCGCUUCUUCGUGGAUGGUGAAUGGACUGUGAAGAGCUCCCCUCGAGAGAGUAUCUACAGCUCCACUAGUAACCCAGUGGACCCCUUGGCCCAGGUGACUCAGCUCUUCCGAGAGCACUUGUUGGAGAAGGCCCUCUCUUGCGUGUCCAGGCUGGAGACCCCGACGCCGGCCAGCCACAGCGAGGGGGAAUUCUCCGAUGCCCUCGAAUACCUUCACUUCCUCAACAGCUGUGCCGAUGCAGUGCCCAGUCCAGCUCUUUUCAGAAGUACCAGCAUGGAUGCUACCACAGGCACUGACCCUGUGGCUCACUGGUGGGCAUCCCUGGUUGCCAUGGUGAUCCACGGGCUGCAGGGGGACGACGAGGCUAUGGAGCGCCUCUACCCGCUGGUGGAGUCCAUGCCCAGAGCUCUGCAGGCCUCCGAGAAUCCUCUCCCGCAUGCAGCGCUGCACACCUUCAAGGCCACACGGGCACUGCUAGGCAAACCGGAUGGCAACCUGGGCCAGUGCGACAAAGCAGGCGACUAUCUGCGGGAAAGCCUGGGCGGGAAUGCGCCUGCCAGCACCAUUGACAGAGCUGUGCAGCUUCUCCUGUGCGAUCUGCUCCUCAUCACCCGCACGAGGUUGUGGCAGCAGCAAAUGCAGGCAACUCAGCCCCAUGGGACCCCCUACCAAGCCUCUGCCCUCGAGCUGCGUGGCUUCCACCAGGACCUCAGCAGUCUCCGGCGCUUGGCCCAGGCGGACAGGCCGGCGAUGCACAGGGUUUUUCUGCAUGAAGCCACUGCCCGGCUGAUGGCGCGAGCCAGCCCCACACGAACGCACCAGCUGCUGGACCGGAGCCUGCGCAGGAGGGGGGCCUCGAGCAUCAAGGGAGCCAGCGAACAAGAGAGCCGCCCGACGGCACGGGAGCAGGCCGAGGCCCUGCUGCUGGCCUGCUCCUACCUGCCCCCAGUGUUCCUCUUGGGGCCAGGUCAGCGGGUGGGCAUGCUGGCCGAGGCCGCUCGCUCCUUGGAGAAACUGGGGGACAAGCGGACUCUCCAGGAGUGCCAGCAGAUGAUCAUCAAGCUUGGCAGCGGCUCCACCGUCACCUCCAGCUAGAGAGGCCCUCCCAGGAUGGGAGGGCCCCUCCGAGGGUGUGUGUGUGUGUGUUUCUCAGAAGAGCUAGGCUUGCAGACUCCCGGGUUCUCUCUCGGUGACCCGCUUCCCUGUGAGAUGGCGAACUUGCCUCCCCUGACCUCUGCGGAAAGGCUUCCCCACGGUGGCGUGCUGAGCAGGCGGCGGCGGCGGUGCCACUUGGAAGGGAGCCGUGGCCCUUGCCUUGGGGCGGCCCAGGAUCCUAGAGUCUUUGCUUGCCCCUGCUGUGAAACGGGGAAGGAGCGCUGGUGUCAGUGGCUGGGUGAGGCCGCCUCCUUGGAGGCUCGUCUCCUUGGCUGGGCUGUAGCCAGCCGGUGAGGUGCUCCGUCCCCUCUAGGCAGCUUGAGGAAGAGGUCUGCCCCGAUGUUCCUCUCUGAAAUGCACACUCACUUCACGUGGGCUCCUUGCCUACCCUAGCCAGGCUUCAUAUCCGUCAGCCUCUUGGCCACGGAGCCUUCCUCCCCUCCGGGAACCUUCCUCCUCCUCUUGGCAGCCGAUGGUAAGGCAGGGGGGCCCCCUGGUGGCUGCUUCUCAGCGUUGCAGGCUGCCCAUCUGCCUCUCUUGGCCAUAUGUCGGUGGAUAGCUGUGAGUUGUCUGGUCUGCUUCCUGCUCCUCCAUCUCCCAGCAAGACUUGGCCGCGUGACAAAGCACUAUUUGCCUGACAGCAUCUUAUUUUGGUUUUUUUAGGUGGGGAAAGUGUCAAUGAGGUAACUUCCCCCCUUGAUAAAACUGCCGUGAGGAGCGCAGUGCUCAAAUUACAGGGCGGGGGCUCUGCCUUGUCUUGAUGGCUUGCUACUGUCCUUAGAAGAGCAUAGGGGGCAGAAUUUGGUUAAAGUGGGAAGAGUGGAGGGGUCUCCUGUGGAAGAGCCCCCUCCCUAACUUUCCUCCUCGCAGUCUGGGCACUGGGAAACCCACUUGGGUCUUGUGUUUUUCAUUGUUUUUCCCUCACUUAGCAGCUCCCCUGCCCCAUGGUAGGGAGAUACCAUGCUGGUGGGGGGAUCAUUCCACCUGUUCUACCUGGCAAACAGCGAUUAAAAGCACAGGAGUCCUGCCAGGAAAGAAAACGUGGCGACCCCGUUUCAAAGAAUUGUAUCGCUACCAGCCCACCUCCAGCCUCAGAGGCAUGAUGCCUCUAAACACCAGUUGCAAGGGGGCCGCAGCGAGAGAGAGCCUGUCCUUGCCUAUGGGCGUCUCAGGGGCAUCUGGUGGGCCACUGUGGGGAACAGGAGGCUGGGUAGGCCUUGGGCCUGAUUUAGCAGGAUUUUUCUUAUGUUUUCUGAGUCCCAGGAAACAGCAACUGUCUCCCGUUGACUCCUGGAAGCAAUUAUGGGUAUUUAAAUGGCUUGGUAAUGGCAGAAAAGACUGAGUGAGGGGAAUGAGUUGUAAGCAAUCUCCAGGAAUACCCAGCUUCUCUUUUAUAAGCAGGUCAUAUGUAAAUGUGUUGUAUAUAAACGGCACCCUAUACCUACCCACACCCCAUCCCUGUACCCCAAGUAGGUCUUGAUCUCCAUGUUCAGAGGCAUGAUGCCACUGAAGACUAGUUAUUGGGCCAAUGGAAAGGAAACAAAAAAGCAGAUUCGGCAUUGAUUCAGGAUGUAUAUUCAGUGGCUUCCCAGCAGCAUCAGUUUGGACUAGAGGGACCCAGCAGAUAUUAUUUUCAUAGUGUGAAAUGGGAUUUUUUUUGUACAGACAGUGAAAUAAAACUUACUUAUUUAUG